AUGCCGGGUCUUUUUGCAAAAAAGAAUCCCCGAGAGGAGUUACGACAUGUUAUUUCCAGUGUGAGACGACAAAAAUAUACCAUUCAACGUGAAGUGAAUCAAUUGAUCGCCCAACGAAAGCGAGUUGAGGCAGAAAUUAAAAAACGAGCCAAGGAAAACCGGAUGGACGAAGCCAAAAUACUGGCAAGGGAAGUAGUUGCCCAGCGGAAGGCUAUCAAACGAAUGUACUGUGCUUCAGCACAAUUAGAUACUGUUGUUUCAGAACUACAAAUUCAAGCGUCAAUGGGAAAAAUGGCUGGUUGUAUGCAGCAGAGUACCGCAGUGAUGAAAGCGAUGUCACAAUUGGUUAAGGUACCGCAACUGCAGAAAAACAUGCGCGAGUUGAGUAAAGAAAUGAUGAAAAUGGGUCUGAUGCAAGAGAUGAUGGAAGACACAAUGGAAUCGGCUCUCGAUGACGAGCAGGGAAUGGAUGAGGCCACCGAUGCUGAGGUGAAUAGGAUUAUCAGUGAACUGACCACCGAAUUUGCUGUGAAUGCACCGGACGCUAUUCAGUCGUCCGUGGGUGGUGAACAAGCCGAGCGUGACACCGAACUUGAUGAACUGUCUGCACAACUAGAACGAUUACGUAACUGA
Messenger RNA from Echinostoma caproni, 633 nucleotides. The record is from the annotation of a GenBank genome assembly. Lineage: Eukaryota; Metazoa; Platyhelminthes; Trematoda; Plagiorchiida; Echinostomatidae.